Molecule: messenger RNA, 827 nt
Organism: Micromonas pusilla CCMP1545
Lineage: Eukaryota; Viridiplantae; Chlorophyta; Mamiellophyceae; Mamiellales; Mamiellaceae
Exons: 3
Coding region: 132-752 (206 amino acids)
Biological process (GO): protein transport to vacuole involved in ubiquitin-dependent protein catabolic process via the multivesicular body sorting pathway
Cellular component (GO): ESCRT I complex
Molecular function (GO): protein-containing complex binding
Source: RefSeq, a predicted model, not a curated record
UCAGUUCACGCUUAUCACGGGGAUAAGGCGGGAGUACAGACUUCUAAUCAAAUCGCUAUAAAGUUGGCUCAGUGCAGGCUCUGAUCAGAGAACAUCCGUCUCCUCUCUGCUCUUUGCAAUUCUUCCGUCCAAUGGAACCAGUUCAACAGGAAGAAAGGAGGUUUUUGUCCAAUAAGAGUGAGAGAAAAUUGUUCGAUACUUUUGCGAACCUUUUUGCGCUGAUCAAAACCGUCGAUAAGCUCGAAAAGGCAUACGUGAGUAGUGCAGCAGACAGCGACCGCUAUGAAGCGGCUUGUGCGGAACUCAUCACAAAGUACAAGACUUUUCGUAGCUCCUGUGCAGACAUAGUGCCAGACUUACAUCAAUUCAUGUGGGGCAACCAUCCUCGGCAUCGCCUCCACGUGGGUUUUCCAGCGACGAUCGAGCACCGCGUAAGUCGCUGCGGUGACCGUGACUCAGCAGUGAGCGUUGCUGAGAGUGUUCAUCACUUCAUAGGUGCAAUGGACACGCUCAAACUGAAUAUGGCUGCAAAAGAUCAAGUCUCCCCUAUUCUUUUUGAUCUUAUUCAGAGCCUCUACAAAGUACCACAACUUCCAGCUGACUUCACUGGCAGGGCUUUACUUCAACGGUGGUUUGAUCAGCUUGAACAAAUGCGAGCUAGUGACAGGCUUCACGAGGAUGAGGUGCGCCAGCUUUUGUUUGACAUCGAAAGUGCAUACAAUACUUUCAUGCAGCUCAUAGGCCGAUCAUAGGACGACAAAGAAACGCACUUGAUAUAGAAAGGGCCACUGCGCGUAUUUUGUAGUAAAUAUAUAGUCUAGUCUAUU